Prorocentrum cordatum is the source of this 913-nucleotide messenger RNA. The record is from the annotation of a GenBank genome assembly. NCBI's taxonomy places the organism in Eukaryota, Dinophyceae, Prorocentrales, Prorocentraceae.
AGGGGGGUACAGAGCCGCAGCGACAGGGGCGGCCAGGCGGGGCCGAGGGGCGACGCGUCCCGGAGCGGCCACGGCGGCGGCAGCAGGGGCGGCUACUCUGACAGCAGGGGUGCGGCGGCUACGGCGGGGACCGCGGCGGCUACGGGGGCGACGCGCCGGGGCGGGGGCUACGGCGGCGACGCCAGGGGCGGCGCCGGCGGCUACGGCGGCACCGCCGGCUCUCGCGGGAGCUACGGCGGCGGCUCCAGCUACGGCGCCCCCUCCGCCGGCGGGAGCUACGGUGGCGGCGGCAGCAAGCGGCCGCCCCCCGGGCCGCCGGCGUCGUCCUACCAGCCGGCGAAGCAGUCGAGGUCCCGGGCGCGCGGCGUCCAGAAGUACGAGACGCCCCGCGGAGGGCCGCCCCCUCGGACAGGCGGCUACGGCGGCGGCGGCGGGGGCGGCUACCGACGGUAGCCGCGCCGCGCUCCACGCGGGGUGUCCCCGGCGCCGUGGCGCGGCGCGCCGCGCGGCGCCUCGCGCGCCGUUGGGCCGGCGGCUCGGGGGCAACAUUCCCCCGGCCCGCCCAGGGGCGUGCGCUUCCGCCCUCGGGCCCCGUUCCCCGUCCUCUCGGCGAAGCAUCGCCGCUUCCAGCUUGCUGUCUCUGCCUACGAUCGACUGCGCCGCCUCGAGCGUCGUGCGAGCGGCUCCUUCUCCAGGAGCGGGAAUGCCUCGCGGCUGGAGCCGUCUGCACCGCGGCACCCCAGGGAUCCGCCAGGCACUGGCGCUCGACCGCGUGGCAGGGCAUCGGCAGGCUUUGGUCUCCACCUAUCCAUGGCGAGUCUACCUCUUGCCGUUUUGGCAAAGCCUAUCUCGCGGCAGCGGCAUUGGGUAUGACAUCGGAUUGCAUCCAUUACGAGAUCGCUCGCGGAGAAAG